Priapulus caudatus is the source of this 1007-nucleotide messenger RNA. RefSeq names its product squalene monooxygenase-like. Gene Ontology annotation, cellular component: endoplasmic reticulum. Gene Ontology annotation, molecular function: FAD binding; squalene monooxygenase activity. Gene Ontology annotation, biological process: sterol biosynthetic process; cholesterol metabolic process. The record is from RefSeq and is a predicted model, not a curated record. Bases 12 to 746 code for a protein of 244 amino acids. The transcript has 9 exons. NCBI's taxonomy places the organism in Eukaryota, Metazoa, Priapulida, Priapulimorpha, Priapulimorphida, Priapulidae.
UAGAAUACAGGAUGAUAUUUUCGGCUGGCCUGCUGCUUGUAACAUGUGGAAUUGUGUUCAUAACAGUUCUACUGGUCAAGGUAUUCAAUUACAAGCAGCAAGCAAAGUGCAAAGUAAACACAUUACAGGAUGACUCGUCGCCCGCAGCCGUGGUUGAGCCGGAAGUACUCAUCGUGGGAGCCGGUGUCGUCGGUUCUGCACUGGCAGCGGUGCUGGGUCGUGAGGGCAGGAAUGUCGUGCUGCUGGAGCGGGAUAUGAGUGAACCGGACAGGAUUCUGGGAGAACUCCUGCAACCAGGAGGCUUCCACGCUCUACAGGAGCUAGGACUCGAAGCUGCGUUGGACGGGAUAGAGGCAGAGGCGAUGCACGGAUACGUUGUUCACGACCUUCACACCGGCUCCAAUGUCGUGCUGCACUACCCCAAGGACGCUGAAGGUCGCGUGCAGGCCGGCCGCGCGUUCCAUCAUGGCCGCUUCAUCGCUGGUCUGCGCAGGGAGGCGCAGAAACAAGAGACAGUGACCGUGAUCGAAGCAACGGCUACACGACUGAUAGAAGAACACGGUGUCAUAGUAGGAGUACAGUACAAAGCCAAGGAUGGUGAGGGCACGCAGCAUCUCCGCGCUUCGCUCACGGUCGUCGCUGACGGAUGUUUCUCCAGGUUGCGUAGAUCUCUCGUUAAUGAGUCGGUCGUCGUGUCGUCACACUUCGUUGGCGUUCUCAUGGAGUCAUGUCCGCAGUUCCAGUGAAUCAUGCCGAGAUCGUACUAGCCAAUCCAGCCCAGUGCUAAUCUACAAGGUGUGCCCUCGUUACACACGAAUUCUUGUUGACGUUCCGGACACCUAGCAAGGACAUGCGCUGCCACCUGCUGGAGAGAAUUCUCCCUCAGCUGCCGCCACACAUCCGCGGCGCGUUCGAAGACGCGGUGCAGUAUGGCAAGCUUCGUUCGAUGCCCAACAGGCUACCUGCCACCAAGCACAACAGAGAAACCCGGGGUCAUUCAUAGCUGA